AUGACUGUGCGUGCAGGUACAACGUACAAGGACAUGAUCGUGUCACUGCUGACUGGCGCGGGACUUUUCAACAUCAGCGACUUCGUGCCGGCGCUUGCGCGUCUGGACCUGAAGGGCGUGCAGGCGAAGCUGCGGCGGGUCCACCACCAGUUCGACGGCCUCAUCACCAAGCUGCUGGCCGAGCACGUCGCGCCGGCCGCGGACCGCGCGCGCGACGGCCGCCAGGACUUCGUCGACAGGCUCCGCGCCACCAUUGAUGCCGGCGCCGACGACGAGAGCGGCGAGACCAUCACCGAGGUCAACAUCAAGGGCCUCAUCUUCGGUUCUGAGUCUUUCAUGAUCAGUCUGGCGAUAGCGCUGAUGGCAUGUUUGGUCCACAAACCUUAG
Molecule: messenger RNA, 387 nt
Organism: Miscanthus lutarioriparius
Lineage: Eukaryota; Viridiplantae; Streptophyta; Magnoliopsida; Poales; Poaceae
Source: the annotation of a GenBank genome assembly